GGCUGCGAGCGAGGAGGAAGAGGAGGGGAAGCCGCGGCCGCCAUUUUGUGCGCUCCCUCUUCCCCACCCCCUUCUCCCGCCGCCGGUGGAGAGAGAGGCCCAGCGGCCGGGUCGUAGCCUAGCGCCCGCGGGGGCCGAAGCGGAGGGCGGCGGCGGAGGGCGAGGCGGCGGCGUGGGCAUCGCCAUGGAGAGCUCGCAGCUGUGCAAGCUGUUCAUCGGCGGGCUGAACGUGCAGACGACGGAGGCGGGCCUGCGGGAGUACUUCGAGGCCUACGGGACGCUGACGGACUGCGUGGUGGUGCUCAACCCGCAGACCAAGCGCUCCCGCUGCUUCGGCUUCGUGACCUACUCGGCGGUGGAGGAGGCGGACGCCGCCAUGGCCGCCUCGCCGCACGCGGUGGACGGCAACGCGGUGGAGCUGAAGCGCGCCGUCUCCCGCGAGGACUCGGCCCGGCCGGGCGCCCACGCCAAGGUGAAGAAGCUCUUCGUGGGCGGCCUCAAGGGGGACCUGGCCGAGAGCGACCUCGUCCAGCACUUCAGCCAGUUCGGCCCCGUCGAGAAGGCAGAGAUCAUCGCCAACAAGCAGAGCGGCAAGAAGCGCGGCUUCGGCUUCGUCUACUUCCAGAACCACGACGCCGCCGACAAGGCCGCCGUGGUCAAGUUCCACCCCAUCCAGGGACACCGCGUGGAGGUCAAGAAGGCCGUGCCCAAGGAGGACAUCCAAGGCGGAGGAGGAGGAGGGCCCGGAGGAGGAGGAGGCCCGGCCCGGUCGGGAUGGGGCGGGCGGGGCAGAGGACGAGGAGGAGGAGGCGGCGGCAACCGGGACCACAACGGCCUCUCCAAAGGCGGCGGCGGAGGAGGAGGCGGAUAUAACAGCUACGGAGGCUACGGAGGAGGAGGCAGCGGCGGAGGCGGCGGCUACGGCUCGUAUGGAUCCUACGGCGGAGGGGGCGAUUAUGGCAACGGCUAUGGCGGCUUCGGCAGCUACAGCCAGCACCAGUCCUCUUAUGGCCCCAUGAAAGGCGGCGGCGGCGGUGGAGGAGGAGGUGGCGGCUGGGGCCCACGGAGUAACAGUGGACCCUACCGAGGAGGUGGAGGAGGCGGCGGUUAUGGCGGGGGAGGAGGCGGAUACGGAGGCGGCGGCUCUUUCUAAGCGGGAGUUUCCCUUCUACCGUUGUGGGGGGAUGUCACGUUUGGUUUGCAUGGAGCCUGCCCUCCGUUUGUCCCGGUUUUUUCAGCCCGUUCCCCGCCCUCCCCUUCCAGCCGCCGGCCAAGGAGUCGCCCCUCCCUCUGCGAAGAAGAAGAAGAAGAAUGAUGAUGAUGAUGAACUGGGCCUCUCUCUCUCUCUCCCUCUCUCUCUUUCUCACACUCGACGGUUUUCGUUUCUCAAGUCAUUGAUGGACUCUAUUUUUUUAUUGCUUGGACAUUAGUAGUUUUUUAUACUAGGAACAAGAUACUGUUUUAAUUUGGAUUUCUUUGAAGGGGCGGGAAGGGGAAAGUUGGUGUUGGUUCUGGAGUCAAAAUUGGGGGGGGAUGAGGGGAGGGGAGGGGGGAAUUACCUUUGUAAGGACUUGGAUACCGACACCGUUUUUUUUCUACAGAAUUACCCUUUGAUUCCAUGACUGUAAAAGGGGCGGGGGCAGAGGGGCGGGGGGGGGGAAAUCGUUUUUACAUUUUUAUUUUUUAAAUAAAUCAUUGUGUUCAUUGACUUUUACAUGUCUUUUUUUCCUAGAGUGCAUCCCAUACAGUUCAAACAAAGGCUUCUGAAUUGCUGUGAGUUUUCUGGGCUCUAUGGCCAUGUUCCAGAAGCAUUCUCUCCUGGCGUUUCACCCACAUCUAUGGCAGGCAUCCUCAGCAGUUCAGGGGUAUGAGGUUUAGAUAUCUGUGGGAUGUCCAGGGUGGGAGAAAUAACUCUUCUCUGCUUCAGGCAAGUGUGAAUGUUGCAAUUGGCAACCUUGAUUAGCAUUUAAUGGCUUCGCAGCUUCAAAGCCUGGCUGGUUGCAGCCUGGGGAAUCCUUUGUUGGGAGGUGUUAGCUGGCCCUGAUUUAUUCUUGUCUGGAAUUCCCCUAGUUUUUUUUUAGUGUUUCUCUUUAUUUACUGUCUGGGUUUUAGAGUUUUUAAAGGCAGCAACCAGUAAGGCUAUUAAAUGCUAAUCAAGGUGACCAAUUGCAGCAUUCACUUCUGCCUCAAGCAGACAAGAUUUCUUUCUCCCACCCUGGACCUACCACAGAUAUAUAAACCUCACUUGCCUAGUUUCCAAUAGACCUCACCACCUUUGAGGAUGCCUGUCAUAGAUGUGGGCGAAACGUCAGGAGAGAAUGCUUCUUGAACAUGGCCAUACAGCCCGGAAAACUCACAGCAACCCAGUGAUUCCAGCCAUGAAAGCUUUGACAACACAAAGGUUUUGGAAUCUUAGAAGUCAUUUUUAGCUAAACCUUUACAUUGGUUUCUAGAGUAAAAUGCUUCAUUCCUAGGGGAAGAAACCCCUCACCUUUUUGCUGCUCCAUUGUACUGGACUUCUUAGUACUUAAGUGUAACAGACAAGUUUUUGAACUGUCCUUUGGGGGUGAAGUUAAAACUUGUAAAUCCACUAUUUUGUAACUGGACUGUUACGUUGCUGGCGCAGCUGCUCUGUCUUUGUAUAGCGAGUUCUCCAUCAGUUUAUUCUUCCACGUUUAAUACACGUGCUUUAAAAUAUCUUUUAAGUGUUCGUACUUUCAAAUUGCUGAGUUCCAUGUUCUGUUAUUUAUUGCCUUUGCCUGUAAAUGAUCCAUUUUAGGGGAGGGUGUGCUCUCUAAUAAAUACUUUGCAUAGGUAAUCAUUUCAAGUGGGGUCCUUGGCUUAAGUGUUCUAAUAAAGGGGGCCAGGUAUCCUUUGGGGUGCCAUCUGCUGGCAGACUAGUGAACAAGCACAAUUUCAAGAGAUCAAAUCAGGUCUUUUAUGCCAUUAGAUCAGACAUGGGCAAACUUUGGGCCUCCAGGUAUUGGACUUCCCACAAUUCCUAACAGUCGGCAGGCUGUUAGAAAUUGUGGGAGUUGCAAGUCUAAACCACCUGGAGACCCAGUGUUUGCCCAUGCCUGCACUAGAUGGCCAAUCUCACAUCUUGUCAGCAUUCCUGGACAUUGGCUGAAAUGAAAAAUUUGAAACACUCAAGUAGAUUCCUACGAUUAAAAACUUAAGGUACCUGAUGCUUAGUUUUUGUGCUAGGUGAACCCAGAGGCCAGCUGUAAAAUCAAAAUCUCUGUAGUCUUCUUGAUGUAUCUAAAGCCCUUUCACACAGUAGAAUUAAAGUUUGUUGUUCUGUUAACAAUGUUCUAGAGAGAAAUUACCUUUCUGAAUAGAAAUAGAGAAUAGUUAUGGAUAUUGCAAAUAAAAAAUUGAAUUCUU
This is a messenger RNA of Anolis sagrei ordinatus, 3387 nucleotides long. RefSeq names its product heterogeneous nuclear ribonucleoprotein A0 (gene HNRNPA0). Gene Ontology annotation, molecular function: mRNA 3'-UTR binding. The record is from RefSeq and is a predicted model, not a curated record. Gene Ontology annotation, biological process: mRNA splicing, via spliceosome. Lineage: Eukaryota; Metazoa; Chordata; Lepidosauria; Squamata; Anolidae. Gene Ontology annotation, cellular component: catalytic step 2 spliceosome.